AGUUGCGCCACUUCCUGCGCGCAGCCGCUGAGCGCGGUCUAGCGCAGGCAACCUCCUUCCUGUGCCAGGGGUGUUGACACUCUUCUGCUUCUCCUUAAAAAAAAAACUGCCAAAAAGCACCCCUGGUUCCAGGAAAGCCUCUUCCCCAGCCUCUUCCCCAUCUCAGCACGGUGGAGAACGAGACCUGGUGGCCUGGAUCUUUUCCUUCUCCGUGCGACAUCUUUGCAGUGCUCUGGGAGAGCAAGAGCCCUUCACUGAAAUCCUCCCACGAUGCUGGGGCUGCUGCUGCUGCAGGUGUUGGCCAGCUGCCUCUGCCUGGGACACGGUGAGGUGGUGAAGUCCUUUGCAAGUUGUCCUCAGUUUUUCUACAACAAUGCUACUCCGGGUAAUGCCCUGCAGGCACAGAACCCAGCCUGGAUCUGCCAGCGCUACAAGAACCAGUAUCACUUUGCCACCCUGUACGACAGGAAGAUGCGUAUUCCUGUCUACUCUGCUUACAUCUACAAGCCAGGACCUGGAAGCAGAUCUAAAUCGUGGUUUGCUGAGCCUCAGCUGAUUAACCCAACUUAUGACAAAGAUAUGGAUACAGAGAGCUCCAUUGCAAAGAAAUACAAGAUCACUUCACAGCAGAUUGGCCAGAGUCAGGCUAUCAACCAAGACUACAACAAGCUCCAGGGUUUGGACCGUGGUCACUUGAGCCCCAGUAGCCACCAAAGUGGCAACAACAGCAAGUGGGCUACCUUCACCCUCACCAACAUAGUGCCCCAGAACAGCACACUCAACAAGGGCCAGUGGAAAGAUUACGAGAACCAAAUGAUGGCUCAGAAAACCCAGGGCUGUAAAAUCACCUACGUGAUCACGGGUGCUGUGCCUGGGAACACCUACAUCUCCAAUAAGAGGGUUAAUGUGCCCAGCCACAUCUGGUCAGCUGCCUGCUGCCAGACCAGCACCAGGAUGAACACUUGGGCAGUCAUUGCUGAAAACAACAAGAAUCAGGUCCGGAACCUCACACUGGCACAACUGGAGACAUGCUUGUCCCAGCUCUAUGGGAGGGGACAGGUUUCCCUGUUCCACAGGGCCUGUCCCCGCUAG
Messenger RNA from Lonchura striata (white-rumped munia), 1092 nucleotides. Its product is annotated as endonuclease domain-containing 1 protein-like. The record is from RefSeq and is a predicted model, not a curated record. Lineage: Eukaryota; Metazoa; Chordata; Aves; Passeriformes; Estrildidae. Gene Ontology annotation, molecular function: metal ion binding; hydrolase activity; nucleic acid binding.